Seriola dumerili (greater amberjack) is the source of this 1262-nucleotide messenger RNA. It is a transcript of the gene nat8l2, whose product is annotated as N-acetyltransferase 8-like. Lineage: Eukaryota; Metazoa; Chordata; Actinopteri; Carangiformes; Carangidae. The record is from RefSeq and is a predicted model, not a curated record. Bases 224 to 976 code for a protein of 250 amino acids. The transcript is spliced from 2 exons. Gene Ontology annotation, molecular function: N-acetyltransferase activity.
GCUGGCAUUUCUGGACAUCAGCGAUGGAAAUAUAUGAGGGAGUCACAGUCGUUUCCCCCAGGAUCAUUAACGUUGCACCACAGACUCUGUGAGCGGCCUUAUGUCUAAUUACUUCUCCCUUGAACUUCGAUCCGGCAUAAAAAUAAAACGGAAAGAUCAGGUCGUCGAUCUGUUGACGUCUCCGCGGUAAAGUGAACUUUCAAACGGGUUCACAGUAGUUCAUAUGAGCCGCUACAGUUGGACUGAGCUGUUCGUCGACAAGGACCGUUUUCUGCAAGUUGUCUUGAGUAAUAACCCUCUGGCCAUGAAGCUGGAAAUCCGACGGUACCGUCCCUCAGACAAGGACACGGUGUUCACUCUGUUCAGCAUCGGCAUCAAGGAGCACAUCCGUCCAUGUUUUCACAAAGCCAUGACCAGCCCUCUUUACCUCGCCAUCACCCUGGCUCUGUGUGCUGCUGGAUACCUCCUCAGCUCUGUGUUAGGGGCUGUGGUGUUACCAGCAGUUUGGGUAGGCUUUGUCUACUACUGCUCUUAUAAGCUAUAUGCCGACUAUGUCAGGGAGAGACUCCGGACAGACAUGCAGGACAUCCCUGGGAACUAUCUGAGCAGACCGGAUGACUGUUUCUGGGUGGUUGAGGCUGAAGUUGAUGGGAGGGCGCAGAUCAUGGGUAUGGUGGCUGUGAUGGCCAAACAAAGUGGGAAAGAAAAGUACGGCGAACUGUUCAGAAUGAUCAUCUCUCCACUGUGCAGAAGGAUGGGCCUGGGCUUCAGGAUGGCUCAGAUCGUGGUUGACUUCUGUAAGGAACGAGGCUUCUCCAAGGUGGUGCUGGAGACCAGCUCCACCCAGACGGCUGCCGUGGCCCUAUACGAGAAACUGGGGUUCUGCCACAUCCUCUCACACACCAAAACAGAGGCUCCCUUGUGGGUUGUAACACUGGCCAAAGUCACAGUUUUAAGAAUGGAAAAAAAAUUGUAGGCCUGAAAUAACCCUGAUCAGCCACUGUGAUGUUCCUUUUCUGUUCCUCUUUAUCAGUAGUUUAAGCUUUUGCAGUGAUAAUACUUUACUAAAACUAUUAUUAGUAAGCUAUGUCUCACAAACACUCUGUUUCAAUAAGUUUUAAAAUGUGUUUCACUUGUACUGUAUGGACGACCUAUUCGUUGGUCUCAAACAUGACACAUUGCUGCUCUUCGAAGUUUAUUGGAUCAAGAGUCAAGAUUCACCAGAUAGUGGUUGUUGUUCAAAAGUUUUAGGCAGGUGUGAA